GGAGAUUCAAAAGGCAAAAUACUCAAAGAGAGCAAAACCAAAAGAAAACAACAUUCAAAUAUUGUUGUCUACAAAAAAGAAACGAAUCAUCAAAACAUGUCGAGAGUGAGAUCUGAGCCGAUGAAGGUUGUCUUCAUCAACACACAGUACGUCCAGACAGAUGCUCGGAGCUUCAAGACCGUUGUUCAAGAACUCACCGGUAAAAACGCCAUCGUGGCCGACGGUCCUUUCGAGUUCUCCGGCCAAGGGUACGGUAGCAAAGACUCAUCACCAAGAGAAGCCGAAGGAGGUGUAGAGACGACGGAGUUCGAUAGCUUUUUCAGAGAGAUGCCGCCGGUCGGCGAAUUGUAUAAUCUAUGGUCAGAAAAUUGAGUAUUAUUAAUUGUCACGGCCCAUUGGGCCUAUGUCAAAGCCGUAAUCCUUCUUGUCUUGUAUAUAAUGAAAUGUUCUGCGUUUUUUUUUCUC
Raphanus sativus (radish) is the source of this 465-nucleotide messenger RNA. Its product is annotated as VQ motif-containing protein 1. Lineage: Eukaryota; Viridiplantae; Streptophyta; Magnoliopsida; Brassicales; Brassicaceae. The coding region runs from base 97 to 372 and encodes 91 amino acids. The record is from RefSeq and is a predicted model, not a curated record. The transcript has a single exon.